Fulvia fulva is the source of this 1056-nucleotide messenger RNA. RefSeq names its product Proteasome subunit beta type-5. The record is from RefSeq and is a predicted model, not a curated record. Gene Ontology annotation, molecular function: threonine-type endopeptidase activity. Bases 1 to 1056 code for a protein of 351 amino acids. NCBI's taxonomy places the organism in Eukaryota, Fungi, Ascomycota, Dothideomycetes, Mycosphaerellales, Mycosphaerellaceae. Gene Ontology annotation, cellular component: proteasome core complex. The transcript is spliced from 2 exons.
AUGGCCCGAGCUUUCGGUGAUGCGUCGCUCCUGCCUGAAGCUGUGAGCUCUCGCGUUGUGGGCGACUUCCACAUCACGAAACACAUCAAACAUCCAUCACCUCGCCCACACCACCACUCUUCAACACCGCUCCGCCUACACUACCCGUACCGCCGACCAUCUCCACUACCCCCGCUUCAUUCCCAACCACACUCUGCCACGAUGGACUCGCUGGUGGCUCAAUACAGCCGGCCAGCUACAGAGACGGAGAUCUUCCAGGACGACGAGAUAGCACAACUUGAGAAUGACCUUGCGCCGUCGCUCUCUCUCAAGUUCGCCAUGCCGCCCAUCGCCUCAUCACAACAAUGGCUGCGCGCCAUGACCGAUGACCACUCCAACCCCAACUGCCCCAUCAAGAUCGCCCACGGAACCACAACGCUCGCCUUCAGAUUCAAGGGCGGCAUCAUCGUGGCGACAGACUCGAGAGCAACAGCAGGAAACUGGAUUGCAAGUCAGACAGUGAAGAAGGUCAUCGAGAUCAACAGCGCGUUGCUGGGAACUAUGGCUGGUGGUGCUGCUGACUGCCAAUACUGGCUCGCCUACCUGGGAAUGCAAUGCCGCCUCCACGAACUCCGUCACAAGCGCCGCAUCACCGUCUGCGCAGCCUCCAAGAUUCUCGCGAACCUCGUCUACUCCUACAAGGGCAUGGGCUUGAGCAUGGGUACCAUGUGCGCCGGCGUGACUCCCUCGGAAGGUCCAGCGCUCUACUACAUCGACAGCGACGGCACUCGGUUAGCAGGUAACCUGUUCUGUGUCGGUUCCGGUCAGACAUUCGCCUACGGUGUGCUCGACGCGGAGUACAAGUACGAUCUGGAAGAUGAGGAGGCGCUUGAGCUGGGCCGGAGAAGUAUUCUGGCGGCCACUCACAGAGAUGCGUUCUCUGGUGGUUACAUCAACCUGUACCACGUGAAGGAGGCUGGAUGGGUGAAGCACGGAUUCAACGACACGAAUCCAAUCUUCUGGAAGACGAAGCUGGAGAAGGGCGAGUUCUCCAACGUCACUGCGGAUCUCGACUAG